UUCCCUUCGGCAGGUUGACAUGAUGGAUUGUGACCCGGAAGAACUUUUCAUCGGCCCCCAAACAAGAGGAUGUUCGGUUAACCAAAUUGUUAGCUUGCCAGCCAAGUCGGGAAGUUGCAAUAUUAUUGUUGUCAGCUGAAGCUGGAGGAAACGAUGCGGGAUAUCGGAUGUUGGCGAGCGAACAUUAACGCGUUGGGAUUUGUUUGUUGUGAAUUUUGAGAGUCGGGCUGUUUGCCGAUGCUAGUUAGCUUAGCUUUGCUAACGGAGUCGAGGCCAGCGGCUGUAACGUCUCUGUCUAGUUAACGUGGAUGUUUGGCAGAGAGCUGAACUGCUACCAGAAGACCGACGAGACAUUUAUCAAGUGAAGAUUUUUCACUAACAAACAUCUUCAGUUCGGGCAUGUAAUUUAACCCGACGAGCACGAAACGUCCGUGUUGAAGUACAGUUUGGUUUGGUUUUGAUGCUUUAGCGUAGCAGAAGGUUAGCCGAAGAGAAAAGUGCAGUCAUGGAUGAUUUUAGCUCGAUCAGCCUGCUUUCUCUUGCUAUGCUGGUGGGAUGUUAUGUGGCCGGAACAAUACCUUUAGCAGUCAACUUCUCGGAGGAGAAGCUGAAGCUGGUCACAGUGCUGGGCGCGGGGCUGCUGUGCGGGACUGCACUUGCUGUUAUCAUCCCUGAGGGGGUACACGCACUUUAUGAAGAAAUCCUUGAAGGAGGACACCACAGCCACGGCCAGGUUGGAGUGGUGGAAGUGUCCGAGCCGAAGGGUGACGCAGAAGCAGCCCUGAGUGCCAGCGGGAAACACGAGCACAGUCACGAGCAGCUUCAUGCCUGCAUCGGCGUGUCUCUGGUCCUGGGCUUCGUCUUCAUGCUGCUGGUGGACCAGAUCGGCAGCUCUCAUGUGCACAGCGCCGAAGAUCCAGAGUCGGCAAGAGUCGCCUCCUCGAAAAUCACCACCACCCUGGGUCUCGUGGUCCACGCUGCAGCUGAUGGGGUGGCGCUUGGAGCUGCCGCCUCCACGUCUCAGACCAGCGUUCAGCUCAUCGUCUUCGUAGCCAUCAUGCUGCAUAAGGCCCCAGCGGCGUUCGGCCUCGUGUCGUUCCUGAUGCAUGCUGGUCUCGAGAGGAACCGCAUCCGCAAACACCUCCUGGUCUUUGCCCUGGCAGCUCCCGUCCUCGCCAUGCUCACCUUUUUAGGCCUCAGUCAGAGCAGCAAAGAGGCCCUGUCGGACAUCAACGCCACCGGCGUCGCCAUGCUCUUCUCUGCCGGCACCUUCCUCUACGUGGCCACCGUCCACGUCCUCCCUGAGGUCGGCGGUGGCGGCCACAGUCACGCCCCUGCCGGAGGGAACGGAGGCAAAGGACUGAGCAAAGUGGAGGUGGGAGCUCUGGUGCUGGGCUGCCUCAUCCCUCUGGUGCUGUCCGUCGGCCACCACCACUAGACCCAGAGCUCAGGACGGCGUCAACACGGUGUACAGGGGAAGGAAACAGAAACGUCAAACAUUGUGGGAUCUAAAUGUCUUACUGCUAGGCGUCCGCUGAUGGAUCUCGUGGACCAGAGACGUCUUAUGACUUGAAACUGACCUUGAAGCGGGGCGUGACCGAUCAGGGCUGCUGCGGUGACAGCCGAGGCACGCCGCGGUGUUUUCUUUUGCUCACACUGACCACGAAACAUCCCACGGCUGCAGUGUGCGUCCGGUCGCUUCACCAGAAACGUUUCAGAGAGGCCAGCAGUGGACCCUUCAGCUGUGUUUGUCCACAUCAGCGUGUAGUUUUCACUGUUGCGUUGUUGUGCUCGUUAAAGAACCAAAACCCCGUUUAAUUACGGUGAUGUUUUACUAGAAGGCAGUUGCACAGUGAGAUUGUGAUCGUCUUGAUUUAAGCCUGUGAUAUCAAAAAAGCAAACUCUUUUUUUUCUUCUUCUUCUUCUUCUUCUUUUUUUAAUAAUUGUACAAAAUGUAAAUCUCUUAACCACAAUGCAGGCUGAUUUUGAACUGAUUUUCAAGUGCCAUAUUAGUCAGAUGAAACGGAUACGCGAAGAGACGGCGGCGCCAAAUAGACCUUAGAGUUUGUAGAAAAUGUUCCUCACUUCUUUUCCCGCCAGGAUUAUUGCAGCCAACUGCAAUGCUUUGACCUGUGUGUGAUGAGUACUGACGGCGAGUACUGACGGCGAGUACUGACGGCGAGUCCUGCGUCACGGAAAAGACACGACCAGCCUUUUGACGCGUCUCUUUUAAUUUAGGGGUUUGGUUCCUGGAUGUGUUUAUUUCUAUUCUGUUUUAAUUGGAGAGUAAUUAUGAAUAGAGGGAAAAGUGCGUAUAGAAGUGUCUUAAAUGUUGGCGUAGCGUGUUGUUAAGCGUCUGUAGAGGUGGAGGGUCAGCGGCUCUUCCUGUAUGAGAGAUUCAUUCAACCGCGUGAAACGUUUAGGGACCAUCGGCUCGGGAGGACAAGUGAUUUAUAUAUAUGUUUUAUUUUAGCGUUUUAGUUGAUUGAUCCGUCAUUAAUUAGUCACACCUGAGCAAUAAUCACACUUGCUUCUCAGUCUGAAAUGUUUUAUCGUCACUGAUUCUGGACGCGUUUCCGCGGUAACAGGCCGAUGACGUCAAAACGCGUCGGGACACGUGGGCGUCGUGUUAGCGUGUCGCUGUGCCUGCUCGCAGCAGAGCUCGUGUGUGUGUGCUGUACAGAGUAACUCCUUCCUGCCGCAGUCGUCACCAGACGGAAACGCUCGCUCACUGAAACACUUUUUUGUUUUAGUUGUUUCUUUAAAUUUCGUUUCUUUUGGACGUGUUUGACUUUCAGACUGUCUCACUUUUGUGUAUGAAGUGAAUGUUUUUACGCGGGAAACUUGUCAAAUAGCUCCAAGUUAAAUGGCGGUUUUUGUUUUCUGGGGGAUGCUGUGUGUGUGUACUGAAAAGAGAGGGAAACGUCCACACUGAUUUGCUGUACGCGUGGACGCGUUGGGAGGACAAGCCCACGUGCUGUCUCAUCUGUCACAACAGUCUGACGUCAGAGUGCCUGCUCAGAUUUGCCAUUUUCAAAAUGUGUUUCUCAUCCCGCUGAAACAAAAACAAACAAAACUAAAUGAAUUCAGUGUACAACAAA
Molecule: messenger RNA, 3101 nt
Organism: Scatophagus argus
Lineage: Eukaryota; Metazoa; Chordata; Actinopteri; Scatophagidae
Gene: slc39a9
Product: solute carrier family 39 member 9
Exons: 7
Coding region: 506-1438 (310 amino acids)
Biological process (GO): transmembrane transport; zinc ion transport
Cellular component (GO): membrane
Molecular function (GO): metal ion transmembrane transporter activity
Source: RefSeq, a predicted model, not a curated record